GGUGCGUGGCGACGGGGCCCGGGACGGCAGGCGCGAGAGUUCGAGCGCAACAGGGGGCGGCGCGAGCGCUCCCGCAGCGCCCCCACCUCGGGCAGCGAGGCCAGGGAUUCGGAGUGCGCUAGGAGCGGCAGCGGUGGCGGGGGCGGCGGCGGCGUGGGUGUGGGCGGGGGCGGGAUGCGCUCCCCAGCCCCUCUGGCUCCGUGGAGGUACAACUCGAGGAUGCGGGACGGUCGCGACAAGCCGGAAGUGCAGCGCGCCGGGAACCCCGGGCCACUUCCGGAAGGAGGGAGGGUGUAGGGGAAGGGUGAGACCCGGUUCCCCGCGGUCGCUGCCUGAACCUGACUCUGAGGCGGGCCUCUGUGACGUCACUGCGCUGUCAUCCCCACAGCCUGUCUCCGAUACUGACACCUUCACGCUAGCUGAGCCUGGCACGGGGUCCCGCACCGCGUAGUGCUGACCCUGGAUCCUUCCUCGCCGCGUCUCGCUGCCCGCGCGGCCUGCUGGACUUCGGGAUGCCGGGCGUCUCGGCCCGCGACCUGUCUCUCGAGGAGAGGAGGCAGCUAGCUGUUAACAUCACUCGCGUCCUGGCUCUCUACCGUCCCAUCCUGGACGCCUACAUCAUCGAAUUUUUCACAGACAACCUGUGGGGCACACUGCCUGACUCAUGGCAGGCAGCGUUGGAUGGACUGAGUCCACCGCAACUGGCCACACUGCUACUGGGGAUGCCUGGGGAAGGGGAGGUGGUAAGGUACAGGUCGGUGUGGCCACUCACCCUGCUGGCUCUGAAGUCCACAGCCUGUGCUCUGUCCUUCACCCGGACUCCUGGCUUUCGCACCCCCUCAGAGUUCCUGGAGAAUCCCAGCCAGAGCUCCCGACUAACGGCUCCUUUCCGGAAGCAUGUCAGGCCCAAGAAGCAGCAUGAGAUCCGGAGGCUGGGAGAGUUGGUGAAGAAGCUGAGUGACCUCACAGGCUGUACCCAGGUUGUGGACGUGGGCUCCGGCCAGGGUCAUCUCUCUCGCUUCAUGUCUCUGGGACUGGGGCUGAUGGUGAAAAGCAUUGAAGGGGACCAGCGACUAGUGGAGAGAGCCCAACGCCUGGACCAGGAACUCCUGCAGGUUCUGGAGAAAGAGGAGAAGAGGAACUCUCAGGUGGUCCACACUGGCCCUCGGCACUCCCCAUACCACGUGGUUAGGUGGGUAGACCCCACAGCCCUGUGUGAGGAGCUUCUGCUUCCACUGGAGAACCCACAUCAGGGCGGGGCCCGCUUGCUGCUAACUGGCCUCCAUGCCUGUGGGGAUCUGAGUGUGGCCUUGCUGAGGCACUUCUCCUGCUGCCCUAAGGUGGUAGCACUGGCCUCAGUGGGCUGCUGCUACAUGAAGCUGAGUGACCCUGGUGGCUACCCGCUGAGUGAGUGGGUAGCUGGGCUUCCUGGCUAUGAACUGCCCUACAGGCUUCGGGAAGGGGCCUGCCAUGCCCUGGAGGAAUAUGCUGAGCGGCUACAGAAAGCUGGCCCUGGUCUCCGAACUCAUUGCUACCGUGCAGCACUAGAGACAGUCAUCCGAUGUGCCCAGCCUGCGCUCCGUCGGCCAGGCGUGCAGGGGAUCCCCAGGGUCCACGAGCUCAAGAUUGAAGAGUAUGUUCAGAGGGGACUACAGCGUGUGGGGCUAGACCCCCAUCUACCGCUGAAUCUAGCUGCCCUUCAGGCCCACCAGGCCCAAGAGAACCGUGUGGUGGCCUACUUCAGCCUGGCCCUAUUGCUAGCCCCACUGGUGGAGACACUGAUUCUACUCGACAGGCUGCUCUACCUUCAGGAGCAGGGCUUCCAUGCUGAGCUCCUGCCCAUCUUUAGCCCUGAACUGUCUCCUAGAAACUUGGUUCUGGUGGCCACCAAGAUGCCACUGGGUCAGGCCUUCUCUGUUCUGGAGACUGAAGACAGCUGAUACAGCCUGAGUAAGGGCACAUCUCAGACCCCAUAUAAACCACCCAAAUGCAGUACUGCAGCAGAGUACACCUAACCGAAAACCAGAAUCGUGCAUCCCCGAGUCCUAUACCCUUUCUCUCCCUCCAUAUAAUAUUGUGUAAAGUUUUAAUUUAUUAAAAAAUGGAAAUCUUUA
This is a messenger RNA of Nycticebus coucang (slow loris), 2114 nucleotides long. It is a transcript of the gene METTL25B, whose product is annotated as methyltransferase like 25B. Gene Ontology annotation, biological process: rRNA modification. Gene Ontology annotation, molecular function: rRNA (adenine-N6,N6-)-dimethyltransferase activity. The record is from RefSeq and is a predicted model, not a curated record. NCBI's taxonomy places the organism in Eukaryota, Metazoa, Chordata, Mammalia, Primates, Lorisidae. The transcript has 9 exons. Bases 513 to 1940 code for a protein of 475 amino acids.